CUCUACUCUACUCUACUCUACUCUAACUCUUAUUCUCUUAUUCUAUUCUAUUCUAUUCUACUCUACUGUACUCUACUCUAACUCUUAUUCUAUCUUAUUCUAUUCUAUUCUGUUCUACUCUACUCUACUCUACUCUACUCUACUCUACUCUACUCUACUCUACUCUACUCUACUCUAACUUUUAUUCUAUCUUAUUCUAUUCUAUUCUGUUCUAUUCUGUUCUAUUCUACUCUACUCUACUCUGAGCAUUGUGUUGCUUCUGCCGCUGAAGAACACAAGACAUUAUUAUUAUCCCUAGAGGGUUAAACUGCAUGCAUGCUUAACCGUGGAUUAUAAACCACAUUCGAAACAAAAUAGGACUUAGCGUGUAGUACACACUAAUAUUUAUGGUAAGUGCUAAUAUUUGAGGGGCUCCUAACAAAGGCAAGGUGUGUGUGUGUAAGUGUCAAACUAUUUUCCAAAGCACCAGAGGGCAGGACAAGAAACAAUGGACGGAAACUAACCAAGGAGAGAAGCAAACCUGGAAUUAAGGAGAAACUUCCUAACAGUGAGGACAAUUAACCAGUGGAACAGCUUGCCACUAGACGUUGUGGGUGCUUCAUCACUGGAGGUUUUUAAGAAGGGAUUGGACAACUAUUUGUCUGAAAUGGUAUAAGGUCCCCUGCUCGAGCAGGGGGUUGGACUAGAAGAACUCCAGGGUCCCUUCCAACACUAUUAUUAUUACUACUACAGUAGUAUCCAUGGUUGCGCUGUAAAAUUGGACAAUGUCUCCAUAUUGAGGCGGCAUGCUAAGUAAGAGGCAUCUGAAGGGCGUUUAUGAACAUUUUUGUGAGGAGGGAUUGUGCUAAAUUUCCCAGAUAAUCUCUCCUCCUACAAAAGGCUCACUGUGCUCUCUGAAGGAGUCUUUAUUUUUGCUGCCUCUCAACAGAGAUAAUAUGUCCAUUUCUAGACGUAAUAAAUCCCGAAUUCCCAGAUUUCUGGAAAACAAAAAAGUUGGCUAUUCAAAGUAGGUCUAACGUCCUGAGUUGAUAGAUAGAUAGAUAGAUAGAUAGAUAGAUAGAUAGAUAGAUAGAUUAGAUAGAUAGAUAGAUAGAUAGAUAGAUAGAUAGAUAGAUAGAUAGAUAGGUAGAUAGAUAGAAAAAUGUUGUGCAAACAUCAUUCUGGCCACUGUUACAAUAAACCCUAUCAUUCCAUGUUCUAUUUCUCUCACAAGCUCCUACCCUCCAGCGAUUUAAAAACCAGAGCAUUUGUUUUACAAGCUAACACCUAUUCUUCUUCUGUUACAGGUUUCCAGUCACUUUCUCGUCUGUCUUCCUACGAAAUUAUCGUGCCCAAGAGGAUAGAACGAGAAGAUCAAAGAACAAACCCAGAAUAUUGGGUGGUAAUUAAGCAUGGGGGCAACUUCCAUGAAUCAAAUUAAGGAAUUAAUGGGAAUAUUGUGCACAGAUACUGCGUUUCCCCGAAAAUAAGACAUCCCCUGAUAAUAAGCCCAAUCGGGCUUUUUGAGCACGUGCGCUAAAAUAAGCCCGAAAAUAAGCCCUCCCUGAAAAUACCCCCCCCCCAAAUAUUUAUAAUAAUAAUAACAGAGUUGGAAGGGACCUUGGAGGUCUUCUAGUCCAACCCCCUGCCCAGGCAGGAAACCCUACACCAUUUCAGACAAAUGGUUUUAAACGCAUUAAACACAUGCACGUCCCUGCCAUUUUCUCUGGUUAGGAAAACAGAGCUGCACCCCAAAAUAAUAAGACCUCCCCGAAAAUAAGACCAAGCACUUAUUUCGCGGUUCAAAAAAAUAUAAGAUAGGGUCUUAUUUUCGAGGAAACAUGGUAUUUGGAAGCCACUGUAGAUGACAAAAUACCGUACUCUCUGUGUUGUGUUUUUCAAGACGGUUGUAGGGAGUGAGCAGGUAUAAUGAGGCAGGGCAGAGGGGAUGUUUGCAAAUGGCCUUCCUAUGUUAGAAUUGAAGGUUAUAUAUCAAUGUUGGGGAGCAGCAUACAAGUUUGUAGGAAAGCUUUGGGGGGGGGAGCCUUACAAAUCGGCCGUGCCAACCUCUUCCAAUCAUCUCCACUGUAGUUCGUUUCUCAACCUUGGCGGCUCGAAGAUGUGUGGACUUCAACUCCCAGAAUUCUGGCUGGGGAAUUCUGAGAACUGAAGUCCACACUAUCAGUGUUCCAGGAAAAAACAACAACCCAACUCCAAGUAAAAACUCCAAAGCAAGAAUCUUUCAAAGUUCUAUUUACUAGGAUAGGUAAACUGGCACAUCUGGGAAACCCCAAAUUUGAGAGGACCGGGUUUUCCCUCAGUAAAUCAAAAACCCCAAAACCAUUCCCUGACUCCUCAGUCGAUCACAUGCUCCAAUCGCCAACCGUCCCAUCUCGAGACAGCACUCUGACCCAGUUUCCAAACGCGACAAACCCUCUGUAGUUAGCUAAACAUUCCUUUUUAUUAGGAGCACCAGCAGCCCCAGCAAAAAGUUUCUCUCUCAACCCGGGCUAACAACUCUGUCCAGCAAGGAGAGGAAUAGUUGUCUGCCAUACCUAUUCAUUUCCACCCCCUUUUAUCCCCAGAGCUAGGGUGGGGCUUCGCUAGUAGCAGUGGCUUUUCCGUCUCAAGGACCGUCCCAUAGAUUUCCACUGCUCUCCUCUCCUCUGCCUUCUGUGCAUCCGCGUGUCAGGCACUGGACCCAGCUCUUCCUCCUCUUCCUCAUCAACCCCUCCAGACCUGGGGGGCUGUUGACUCUCCAUCUGAGGGCCCAGGCUCUGCCUCUGUUUCUCUUUCUGCCAGUUCCAUUCCCUCUUCCCCCUCGGAGCUUGUUGCCUUGAUGUUGAUCCUGACUCCUACGCCGCCUCCUCAUCUCAUUCGGCUGCUGGAGGGCCCGGCGGCCGACAGGCCACGACACAAACUGGAAAAUAGAAUAUAAUAAAGGUUAAAAAAGAAUGCAUUAUAUAAAAGGUUAAAUCUAAAAAUCACAUAAGAUUUAUAAAGUGCCUCUCCCACCCCCAAGAAUAUAUAUAAGAGAGAAAGAAGAUGUGAAAUAUUUAUUAAAUAUUACUGCUUGACUCUCACUGUUCAUUUGUUUGCGACUGGGUCACUACAUAUGAUUGAAACACCCCUUAAUAUUGCUUUCUCUUUCUAUGCUUUCAGGACAAGUUAUUGUUUGAUGUUAAAAUUGAAGGAAAACCAUACAUAAUUCAUUUAAAAAGGAACAGAGAUCUGGUGUCCCAAGACUUCACAAUUUACACCUACAAUAAAAAUGGAAGUCUGCAAACCGAAACUCCAAAUCUUCAGAAGCACUGCCACUACCGGGGGUAUGUCGAAGGCAUCUCAGAUUCUACAGUUGCAGUCAGCACCUGCUUCGGGCUCAGCUCCUUUGAGAUUCAUGCCCCUCGUUUGGAAAAUUGAGGCUGACGUCUAAGGUGCUGUCGUUGCCAGGGGCGUGGUGCAGAUGCAGGACAUCACUUACGGAAUUGAGCCCGUGGACUCAACUUCUCGUCAUGCCAUUUACCGGAUGGAGAACGUGAAGAAAGAGCCCCGGAACUGCGGCGUCUCUCAUCUGGAUGGAAACCGGGACACCACAGAUGUUCAACACCAUCUGGAUGAUUCUCUAAUGUCGAGAAGGAAAAGAAGCGUUCUUCAACAGACAAGAUACGUGGAGCUCUUCAUUGUCGUAGACAAAGAAAGGUACUAUUUGCUAGGCCAGAAUAAAACGGCGGUCAGAGAAGAGAUGGUGCAGCUGGCAAACCUUCUGGAUAGUAUGUACAUCAUGCUCAACAUCCGCAUCGUGUUGGUCGGCCUGGAGAUCUGGACUUUUGAAAACAAGAUCCGAAUGGAAGGAGCCGCCGGAGACGUCCUUGCCAAUUUUGUGCAGUGGAGGGAGCGGGAUCUGGUUCCGCGCCGGCGGCACGACAGCGCCCAGCUUGUUCUGAGGAAGGAUUUUGGUGGCACAGCUGGAAUGGCUUAUGUGGGCACUGUAUGCUCCAAAAGUCACGCUGGAGGCAUUAAUGUGUUUGGACCCACCAGCGUGCAGGCGUUUGCAUCCAUUGUCGCUCAUGAGCUUGGCCACAACCUGGGCAUGAACCAUGAUGACGAUAGAAACUGUCACUGUGAAACGGGGAACUGUAUUAUGAACUCUGGAGCAUCAGGUGCCAGGAAUUUCAGUGCGUGCAGCGAGGAAGACUUUGAAAAGCUAACCCUGAACAAGGGCGGAAGCUGCCUUCUCAACAUCCCCAGGCCUGAGGAAACCUACAGCAUCCCGUACUGCGGCAAUAAGCUUGUGAAUGCAGGAGAAGAGUGUGACUGUGGGUCAGUGGAGGAGUGUAAAUCUGAUCCCUGCUGUGAGGCAGGAACUUGCAGGCUACACUCAGGAUCCAGCUGCGGCUACGGCGAUUGCUGUAAAGAUUGUCAGUAUCUUUCCAAGGGCACUGUGUGCCGUGAGAGGGCCAGCGAGUGCGACCUCCCUGAGUACUGCAACGGGUCUUCGGCCUUCUGCCCGCUGGAUGUCACCAUUCAGAACGGGCACCCUUGCCACCAAGACAAGGCCUACUGCUACGAUGGAGUUUGCCAGGAUUAUGAGUUACAGUGCCAGGAUAUCUUUGGACCACAAGCAAAGGUUGCCCCCAAAAUUUGUUUCUCGGAUGUGAAUUCCAAAGGGGAUCGGUUUGGAAACUGCGGAUAUCAGAACCGCGAAUACAAGAAAUGUUCAAGCUGGAAUGCCAUGUGCGGAAAGCUGCAGUGUGAGAAUGUGGAAACCUUGCCGGUUUUCCGGAUCAAGCCUGCCAUUAUCCGAACUCCCAUCAAAGACAAGACCUGUUGGGGUGUUGACUUCCAGCUAGGAUCAGACGUGCCGGAUCCUGGGAUGGUGAAUGAAGGCACCAAGUGUGCACCUGGAAAGGUCUGCAAGCACUACCAAUGCGUCAAUGCGUCCGUCUUGGAUUAUGACUGUGACAUCACGAAUAAAUGCAACGGGCGCGGGGUAUGCAACAGCAAUAAAAAUUGCCAUUGCAAUUCAGAUUGGGCGCCUCCCUACUGCGAUUCCCCUGGAUACGGGGGCAGUAUAGACAGCGGACCUACUUAUAACGACAGCAAUGUUGCCGCACGAAAUUGGAUCCUGGCGUUUGUGUUCAUAGUUCUUCCCAUCGUGAUAGUUGCACUCGUUCUUUAUUGUACGAAAAGUAAAAUCACUCCUUCCUGGUUGCCGCUCGUGGACACCUGUUGUAGAUGCUUCCGCAGAUCGGAUAUCGGUAGGCAGCAGGCUGUUCGAACCGAAUGUCCACGCAACUUUCCGUAUUCUUCCAGAAAUGCAUCGUCGUCCGCGGUAGUGUCAUCCAUGGACCAACAGCGUGUCCCACCAAGGCCUCCACCGCCAGUGUUGAAAACUUCAAGGGCAUCGGAACAGCUGAUCCCCUCUCGACCGGCACCUUUGCCCCCUAUAUAAAACAUCUCAUUGGCCUUUUGCAAGCCUGCAACCACCCACAACCACUUUCUUAGGACUGAGCUCAACUGUCCAUCAAGCGACUUUCGAAACUGUGUUUUCUUCCUUUGCACCAGAAUAAGAGGAAAGGAAAUACACGAAAUGCACGAGAGGCAAUACACGAAAUGCAAAAAAAACAAACCAAGGAAUGUAAAGUCGUCUCAAAUACCUCUCCAGGAACUCAAAUCACCGAGAUGGUCAGAAACUGCCCAAGUCAACGGCAUUUGGGCUGCAUUGCUGGGCGAUAUCAGCUUGAACUGGAACAAUGUUUUGGAUUUAAGGGCAUUUCCGUUCUUUUUAUGGUUAGAUUUAAUUGUGCGAUACUUGACAUAUGCAAUCCCACCGGUUCCUAAGGGGUUUUUUUCCUCCCAGAAAAUGAAAUAAGUCGAGGGAAGAUUUGCCUGACUAAUUUUAAGGACCAGUAAGCUGAUCUUAGAGGGGACUUGUCGAUCGAGGAGGUCGGCAGUUCAGCGGUUCGAAUCCCUAGCGCCGCGUAAUGGGGUGAACUCCCGUUAGUUGUCCCAGCUUCUGCCAACCUAGCAGUUUGAAAGCAUGUAAAAAAAUGCAAGUAGAAAAAAUAGGGACCACCUUUGGUGGGAAGGUCACAGCGUUCCAUGCACCUUUGGCAUCGAGUCAUGCCGGCCACAUGACCACGGAGACGUCUUCGGACAGCGCUGGCUCUUCGGCUUUGAAACGGAGAUGAGCACCGCCCCCUAGAGUCGGGAACGACUAGCACGUAUGUGCGAGGGGAGCCUUUACCUUUAAGCUGAUCUACAAACCUACUUUACAGUCAUUAUGGGAAACAAAAUGUAGUUUGACUUGACUGGGAGAACAAUCAGAGGCGGGCAGCCCUGACUUGAGGGGUGCGAGCUGCUGUUCUUUUCCUGUGCCUUGGGAAUCUUGUGUCUAUUCUUGAAUUUUAAAAAUUCUAAAAAAAAAAAAAAGAUGCAAGCGAAACAAAGAUGCAUUAAGGUGCGUGUGGCACUUUAAAUGAUGGCACAGCCAGCCUAAAACGUGACACGUAAGUGUCAGGCUUGCACGUCACACGCUUUGGAUGUGCAGCUGUUCCUCAAAAUAGAGCCAGGAGGGUGGCAAGUUAGUUUGACAGCCGCAAUUUCCCUAAAAGGUUAUACCCGUCUUCACCUGUCCUUCUGAAGCUUCGGUCCAACCCAGGAACAGGUGCAGACGUUUAAAUUGCUUUGCGUGGAUUGGAGUUUUCUUACCUGGAAAUGCAUGAAGCUUAUGACACCUGAGAAAAUGUGAAGCAUAGCGGCUGUGCAGUUGUAUUCUUCUCUUGCUUCGAAGCCAGACCCACUGGAUUCAAUGGGACUUUUUGUUCAGUGGGGUUAUGAUUGCAAGCUUAUCCAAGCAGGGCUACCAGCCAAGGGCUCUGACUGUUUAUUGCUAACACUGACAUGGGUGGGGUGUUUUUUUUUUUGUUUCCCUUAAUGAAAAAAGAUAGAAGAAUUGGCAGGAAAAGAGGAGAAGAUUAUAAAUAGGAGGUGAUGCAUCUUCUUACUCAGGUGUGCGUGUACAGUCAAAAAUCCAAAGUGCUGGCCGCGAUGUGAUCCAAGGUCUCCUCCUUUGAGCGCACCUGCAUAAAAUUGGGCGGAGCUUCCAUCACCCUUACGGGUGGUCCUCCUUUAGUGACCAUACUUGGGUUCAGCAACUCGGUCAUGAAAUGAAGUAGUUGCCAAUCGGAACCGCGACUUAAGCUAUGGUCUCCAUUCAACCUUCCUUUGCGCUACAGACCUGCAAGGGUGGACUGGUUGUGUUCCUCUUCGUUAAGGGUGAAUGGUUGCUAAACGAGGCGGUCGCUAAACGAGGACCUCCGCAUACAAGACUUGACUUUGUUACCAUGCGUUGCAGACACCUCUGCUUUUGCAGGGCAAUUGCACAACAAACCUCUGGGCACGUUCCUCGAAGUUAAUGAAAUCCAUUCUUCGCAUGUACAUAGUUUUUAACGCUGUGUGUGACUUGUCAACAACUAAUUAAACAACUAAUUCUAUCUCUGCUCGCUGAUCUUACAACUGCGUUUAAUAAAAAAGAUUUUUAGGGAC
Messenger RNA from Ahaetulla prasina, 7527 nucleotides. RefSeq names its product disintegrin and metalloproteinase domain-containing protein 9-like. NCBI's taxonomy places the organism in Eukaryota, Metazoa, Chordata, Lepidosauria, Squamata, Colubridae. Gene Ontology annotation, cellular component: plasma membrane. Bases 3443 to 5431 code for a protein of 662 amino acids. The transcript has 20 exons. Gene Ontology annotation, molecular function: integrin binding; metalloendopeptidase activity. The record is from RefSeq and is a predicted model, not a curated record. Gene Ontology annotation, biological process: transforming growth factor beta receptor signaling pathway; membrane protein ectodomain proteolysis; cell-cell adhesion mediated by integrin.